Messenger RNA from Cylas formicarius (sweet potato weevil), 1699 nucleotides. RefSeq lists its product as uncharacterized. The transcript has 2 exons. NCBI's taxonomy places the organism in Eukaryota, Metazoa, Arthropoda, Insecta, Coleoptera, Brentidae. The coding region runs from base 30 to 1166 and encodes 378 amino acids. The record is from RefSeq and is a predicted model, not a curated record.
ACGUUUUGGAUCCGGCGUGGUAUUUCAGUAUGCCCGGGUAUACAUGGGAUUGCAUGCUUAGAUUCACAAAAUGUCGUUUAGAACUUUUGCGCGACAUUGACCAAAUUAUGUUUAUCGAGCGGGCUAUACGAGGUGGAAUUUCGGUGUGUGUUGGUAGAUAUGCGGAGGCCAACAAUAAAUAUAUGCCCAACUACGAUUCAUCCAGGGAUGAUUCCUAUAUCAUGUACUUUGACGUCAAUAACCUCUAUGGCAAGGCCAUGUGCGAGCCUCUUCCUUACGGAGGAUUCGACUGGAUGUCUCAUCAAGGGAUUGAUUCAUUUAAUGUCAUGAACAUUCCAGAUGAAUCUUCCCAAGGAUAUAUCCUAGAGGUAGACCUGGAAUACCCGCAGAAAUUACAUGACACACAUAGAGAUUUUCCAUUUUGUGCCGAACAUCGAGUGCCCCCCAAUUCAAAGUUACCAAAACUAAUGACUACUUUGUAUAAUAAAGAAAAAUACGUCAUACACUAUCGCAAUUUAAAACAGGCUCUCAAAAACGGUCUCGUACUAAAGAAAAUUCACAAAAUAUUAAAAUUUAACCAAUCUCGUUGGUUGAAAUGUUAUAUCGAUCAUAAUAAUAAAUUAAGAACCCAAGCAAAGACAAAAUUUGGUAUAAAUUUAUACAAAUUGUUUAAUAAUGCCGCUUACGGUAAAACAAUGGAAAACAUUCGCAAGCAUCGUAUUGUUAAAUUUGUUAAAGCGUGGGAUGGUCGCUACGGUGCGAAAAAUUUAAUUUCUAGUCCUAGAUUUCACAGUAGAACCAUACUUGAUAACAAUUUGUUGCUUAUAGAAUUAAAAAAAUCGGAACUUUGCUUUAAUAAGCCACUUUAUAUUGGAAUGUCCAUAUUGGAUUUGUCGAAAACGACCAUGUACGAGUUUCAUUAUAAUUACAUGCUUCCAAAUUUGGGUCCCGAAAAAUGUAAAAUUCAAUACAUGGAUACGGACAGUUUCAUUUAUAAUAUCAAAUGUUAUGACGCAUAUGAAAGCGUUAUUAAGGCCGAUUUAACAAAAUUUGACACGUCUGAUUAUCCUAAUGACAAUCCCUAUAAUAUACCGCAAAUCAACAAAAAGGUUUUGGGGUUGAUGAAGGAUGAGACUAAUGGCACCAUCAUUAGUCAUCUGGGUUAAGGUCGAAAAUGUAUACUUUCAAAAUUUUAACGGGUUCGGUAGUUAAAAAGUCAAAGGGUAUUCAGUACAAUAUUGUAAAAAAUAAAAUUUCAUUUGAUGACUACGUAGAAUGCUUAACAAAUUUUAGGGAAAAGUACGCCACUCAACGAACCAUUCGUUCAUACACUCACAAUGUAUUUAGCAUCGAACAAACAAAAGUUGCCUUGAGUCCUUUAGACGAUAAACGUUAUCUUUUGCCGAAUUCAUAUGAAACGCUUCCGUGGGGACAUUAUAAAGUGCCGUAAUUAUUUUUUAAUAUAUUUUUGUUACAGAUUAUGGUCAAACAACUUACAUUAGAAAGCCUUUGUAUUAUAACAAUUUGCGAAAAUAUUAGGUGUAGUGCUGAUUUUUUGCAUGGAGGUACCUUAAACAACUAGCGCUCCAGUCUGAUGGCAAUUCUUUAUUAAAUUUAGAAUUCAUUCUGUUGAAUAAGAGAUUUGGAUCGUCUUACAGAAAUAGCAUUUUGGCAACUCCAACCAUUGAUUUUGACGGAG